Molecule: messenger RNA, 2521 nt
Organism: Salarias fasciatus (jewelled blenny)
Lineage: Eukaryota; Metazoa; Chordata; Actinopteri; Blenniiformes; Blenniidae
Gene: tgm5l
Product: transglutaminase 5, like
Exons: 14
Coding region: 131-2182 (683 amino acids)
Biological process (GO): peptide cross-linking
Cellular component (GO): mitochondrion
Molecular function (GO): protein-glutamine gamma-glutamyltransferase activity
Source: RefSeq, a predicted model, not a curated record
CACACACACACACAAAAUGAAGGCGGGACAUUCUUGUUGCGCUUACGAAGGGUGGGACAGUGGUUUAUAUGGAGGUAGAGAGUGACUGUAGCAGCAUACAGUAACAGCAGCGAACAAGAGACACUAAGAAAUGGAAGACUUGAGCAUUCAAUAUGUCAACCUGGAGCAGUCUGAGAACCUGGAGAGGCACCACACAGAAGGCUUCAGCAGCUCCAAAGCUCUGGUGGUGCGGCGAGGAGAGCCGUUCAAGAUCAGCGUGCGGCUGGAGGGUCGACCCUUCAACCCCAAGACCGACUCUGUUCGGAUUAAAGUCAUGCUAGGACGCCUGUACGUGGUGAUGCCCGUGACUUUCUCCAGGAAGCCGUCGUCCUCCAACUGGAGGGCCUACAUCGACCCUCAGGGCUUGAAUCCCCAGGCGCCGUCCAUCUACAUCUGCUCUCCCGCCUCGGCCUCGGUGGGCUGCUACAGGUUUCAGCUGUUCGUUUUCACUAAGAACAACAAGAGGAGCUGCGCCACCGGCAGGUUCAUCAUGCUCUGCAACCCCUGGUGCUCCGAUGAUGUGGUUUAUAUUCCGUUUGAGGACCAGAGAGAAGAAUACAUCCAGAGCGACUCUGGGCUGCUGUUCAUAGGGACGCCCAUGAACGUGGUGUCCAGGCCGUGGUCCUUUGACCAGUACGAGCCCGGUGUCCUCGAGGCCUGCCUGAAUCUGCUCCAAGUGAGUCCUCUGCACAAGAGGAAUCGAAAAAAGGACUACUUGAGGCGAAACAGCCCCAUUUACAUCAGCCGGGUCGUCUCAGCCAUGAUCAACAGUGAGGACGAUCGAGGUGUGCUGAAAGGCAACUGGUCCAAGGAUUUCGAAGAAGGCGUGAAUCCCUCCAUGUGGACGGGCAGCGGGGACAUCCUGCAGCAGUGGGCCCAGUCCCGCUACAGUCCGGUCAAGUACGGCCAGUGCUGGGUGUUCGCAGCCGUCAUGUGUACAGUCAUGAGAGUUCUUGGCAUUCCUUGUCGCGUCGUCACAAACUUCAACUCGGCUCACGACACCAACGACAACCUGGUGAUUGAGGAGUUCUACAGCGAGACGGGACAGAAGCUGAAGCAAAGCCAGGACAGCAUAUGGAACUUCCAUGUGUGGGUGGAGUGCUGGAUGGAUCGCAGGGAUCUGGGAUCAGAAAUGAACGGCUGGCAAGUUCUGGACCCAACUCCCCAGCAGAGGAGUGGAGGAGUUUUCUGCUGCGGCCCGGCUCCCGUCAAAGCCAUCAAGAACCGCUGUCUGGACAUGGUUCACGACACCCGGUUCGUCUACGCCGAGGUCAACGCAGACGUCCACCAGAUCAUCGUGAGCCAGGGUCGCGUGCUCGGCGUCAACAAAGACACGGAAAGAGUCGGAUCGCUGAUCUGCACCAAGGCCAUUGGAUUUCCCAGACCGCUGAACAUCACAGCAGACUACAAAUUCAUCAAAAGCCCGACUUCCACGCUCUCAUCGAGAAGUUCCUCCAGUAAUGAAGACUCAACAUUAAGAAAUGGGUCGUCCAGAGGAGUGUUUGUGUCCCUGUCCCUGGAGAAAUCUCCCGUUGCCGGGGAGCCCGUCCGCUUCGUCGUGCAAAUCAUAAACAAGCACAGAGUCGCCAAGUCCAUGAAGGUUCACCUCAACGCUCAGGCAAAGGAAUACAACCACAGCCCCUCAGAAACCUUCUGGGAACUACACGGCACCAUCCAGCUGGCGCCCAUGGAAGUCAAAGUGCUGAAGCAGCAGAUCCUCCCCGCUCAGUAUGAAGACGUGGUGGGAGACGACUUGAUCAACCUCGCUGUCGUCCUGGAGGACACCUCCAGUCAGGAGCGGGUCCUCGCUUCAGAGGAGUUCAACAUCUCCAGCCCAGAGCUCAUCAUACAGAUCGAUGAAGACUCCUCCAUCGUGCCAAACAAAGAGCAGUCGGCCGUCGUGUCCUUCACCAACCCGUUCUCACACCCGGUGACCGGGGUGCUGAUUGUGGCCGGGGCCGGGCUCAUGCAGGGCAAGGUGCACUACAGGAUGCCUCCCCUGCUUCCAGGUGGAAGAGUGGAGCAGCGCAUCACUUUCACCCCCAGCAUGGUGGGAGUGAGGAUGCUGCAGGCCAGCCUGUCUCUCUUCAACACAAGGACCACCGUCAGAGGCUUCAGGAUGAUUUCUGUCCAGAGGCAGUAGCUCCUGCAGCCAUUUUCACAUGCACUGUUCUGUUUCAUAUGAAUGUUAUUUAUUUAAAUAUUUAUGUUAUUUAUAUUUUUUAAACUUUGAAUGGAAUAAAAAAAAACAUUGCUGCCUGAACAUAUGAAUAUAUGCGAGCAAAAGGAAUGGAAAUUGCAAUUCACCAGCUUCACAUGAGGAUGAAAACAUGAAAUAACUGGUUCAGUGUUACUCGUAUUAUGAACAUACUACAGUGCUAUGGAUAUGUAUAUUUUAAGCAAAAUGUCAAAUACAUCCUGGCUAUAACUGUUGCAUUUUCUGCCGCUUUUCAAGAAUAAAUUCAAAUGUCAUCGCAAGUGA